Molecule: messenger RNA, 1695 nt
Organism: Thlaspi arvense
Lineage: Eukaryota; Viridiplantae; Streptophyta; Magnoliopsida; Brassicales; Brassicaceae
Source: the annotation of a GenBank genome assembly
AUGUACAGAGUCUUGGCGAGCAGAGGCCUGAGAGCUAAGUCUCUCUUUGACAAAUCCUCGAGCUACCUUGCUUCUUUGACCUCUUCCAGAUUGAAUCAUUCUAUACCUUUUGCUACCGUCGAUGCCGAGGAGAUAUCUGGUGCUCAUCCUGCUGAAGUACAGAGCUUUGUGCAGGGAAAGUGGAUAGGGUCGGCGAACUAUAACACGCUUCUGGAUCCUCUGAAUGGAGAACCCUUCAUUAAAGUUUCUGAAGUGGAGGAAUCAGGAAUUCAGCCAUUUGUUGAGAGUUUAUCACAGUGCCCGAAACAUGGUCUGCAUAACCCUUUCAAAUCUCCAGAGAGAUACCUUUUAUAUGGGGAUAUCUCGACAAAGGCUGCUCAUAUGCUCGCCUUACCUAAGGUAUCUGAUUUCUUCACGAGGUUGAUUCAAAGGGUCGCUCCAAAGAGUUACCAGCAAGCUGCUGGAGAAGUCUUUGUCACACGCAAGUUUUUAGAGAACUUUUGUGGUGAUCAGGUGCGGUUCCUGGCACGGUCUUUUGCAGUACCUGGGAAUCAUCUCGGGCAGCAAAGUCAUGGCUACCGCUGGCCUUAUGGUCCUAUAACGAUUGUUACACCAUUCAAUUUUCCACUUGAGAUUCCACUACUUCAGCUGAUGGGGGCAUUAUACAUGGGUAACAAACCUCUUCUUAAAGUGGACAGCAAGGUGAGCAUUGUAAUGGAGCAAAUGAUGCGGUUGCUUCACUAUUGUGGUUUACCCGUUGAAGAUGUUGACUUUAUAAAUUCCGAUGGCAAGACUAUGAACAAGAUAUUGUUAGAGGCGAAUCCAAGGAUGACCCUCUUCACUGGUAGCUCUAGAGUAGCCGAGAAGUUGGCACUUGACCUUAAGGGUCGUAUCAGAUUGGAAGACGCUGGAUUUGAUUGGAAAGUGUUGGGACCAGAUGUUCAGGAGGUUGAUUAUGUUGCGUGGGUGUGUGAUCAAGAUGCGUACGCGUGCAGUGGACAGAAGUGUUCUGCACAGUCUAUGCUUUUUAUUCACGAGAACUGGUCAAAAACCGGUCUUGUUUCCAAAUUAAAAGAUCUUGCCGGAAGACGCAAACUGGAAGACUUGACCAUUGGUCCUGUCCUUACAUUUACAACUGAGGCUAUGUUGGAGCACAUGGAGAAUCUGCUUCAGAUUCCGGGCUCAAAGCUACUCUUUGGUGGGAAGCCAUUGAAGAAUCAUUCAAUUCCUUCAAUCUAUGGAGCUUUGGAGCCCACUGCGGUUUAUGUUCCCAUUGAAGAAAUCUUGAAGGACAGUAAAACCUACGAGCUCGUCACCAAAGAAAUCUUUGGACCGUUUCAGAUUGUAACGGAGUACAAAAAGGAUCAACUUCCUCUAGUGUUGGAUGCUCUAGAGAGGAUGCACGCUCAUCUAACUGCAGCUGUCGUUUCAAACGAUCCCAUCUUUAUUCAGGCAAAAUCUUUCACCUAUAUUGAUGAAGUGAUAGGGAACUCGGUGAAUGGAACUACAUAUGCAGGACUCAGAGGAAGAACAACAGGAGCUCCUCAGAAUCACUGGUUUGGACCAGCAGGGGACCCGAGAGGAGCAGGGAUAGGGACACCAGAGGCUAUAAAGCUGGUGUGGUCAUGCCACAGAGAGAUCAUCUAUGACUAUGGUCCGAUUCCACAAGGUUGGGAAGUUCCUCCAUCUACUUAA